UGGUAACCAAACUAAGAUUGCAUACAGCUCAAAUACAAGUUGCAGCGUCACAAAUCCUAAAAUAGAAAAAACAGCAAUGGCUGACGAUAUGAAAGGCAAACUGGAGACUGAGGUGGAACUCAAAUCCAGUCCUGAACAAUUCUUCAAGUUCUGGAAGAGCGAUGUCCACCAGGCUCCCAAUCACACUCCUUCUAAUAUUCAAGGAGUUAGAGUCCAUGAAGGUGAUUGGGAGACUUCAGGUUCUAUCAAGAUUUGGGACUACACCAUAGAUGGGAAACCUGGAGUCUUUAAAGAGAGAGUAGACGUGGAUGAAGAGAACAAGAUAGUAAAGCUUACUGGACUUGAAGGCGAUGUGUUCAAGCUUUAUAAGGUUUAUAAUGGCAUCUGGCAUGUGAAACCAAAAGGGCAAGGCACCUUGGCAAAAUUGACUCUUGAAUAUGAGAAACAAAAUGAGAGUGUCCCUGCUCCAACUAUUUACAUGGAUUUUAUGAUUAGCAUGACUAAGGAUAUUGAUGCUGCCCUUACCAAGCCUUAGUAUGAAACUGGUUUCUCUGGUUUUCGUCUCAAGGUCUUAUGAAGAUCAUCUGUGUGUGUUAAAAGUGGUCUCUGUGUCUUUUGUAAUAAAAGCGUAGCCAAGAGCCUAAUCAAGUGCUGUAAGCUUAAUUUGGUUUUAUGCAAUGUGUGGUUGUUUGAAAGCUAUCUGCUCGUAAUUUUGUUGAUCGUGGUGUUAUGCAAGUACUCAGUAAAUGAAAUUGAAGCUCUAGUCUGAUUUCCUUUUUU
This is a messenger RNA of Jatropha curcas, 780 nucleotides long. RefSeq names its product MLP-like protein 328. The record is from RefSeq and is a predicted model, not a curated record. Gene Ontology annotation, biological process: defense response. NCBI's taxonomy places the organism in Eukaryota, Viridiplantae, Streptophyta, Magnoliopsida, Malpighiales, Euphorbiaceae.